AUGGCGGCCAUCGAGCGCACGCCACCAAUACCACUAUGGCGACUCGAUGGGCAGUAUCCCGACGGACCAAGUUUUGGCAGCUGUCGUUCUGCCUGGAGCGUUUGGGCGAAGGUCGUGGUAAUCUCUCCAUCCCCCACCCUGGACGACAUGGCGUUCACACAGCGCAACGAUCCGAACAGGACUUCCCAGGUCCAAGUCAUCAAUCCACCACACCCUGUUCAGGACCCUUGCGGGGCGUCGUCUUCUCUCCCCACCGCCCCCAGCAAAUCCAGAGACCGACGCUCCCCGGAGCGAAUGCAGGAGACGAGACACUGA
Messenger RNA from Pseudomassariella vexata, 315 nucleotides. RefSeq lists its product as uncharacterized. NCBI's taxonomy places the organism in Eukaryota, Fungi, Ascomycota, Sordariomycetes, Amphisphaeriales, Pseudomassariaceae. Bases 1 to 315 code for a protein of 104 amino acids. The transcript has a single exon. The record is from RefSeq and is a predicted model, not a curated record.